UGUAUUCAUUAUAUUUUGAUUAGAUAUUUAUUUUCCAGCAAGAAAUUCUAUAGUAUUUAUUAUAAAACAAAAUACAUCAAUAAAUAAAUAAAUAUUUUUUAUAAGUUGAUGAGUUCUUAGGAGCUAAUGCUGAUUGAUGAAUUCCUCAACUUUAAAGAUUUUUCGAAUUCUAAAAAAAGCUCUAAGAACCAAGAACUAGGUCCUUGGGGUACUCCUCAAGAUGAUUAAGACAUAUUCUGUUACAGAAAAAGAUUAGAAGAAACAAGCGCUCUGACGAAUAAAGCCACAAAAAAACAUUUAAAAUAAGAUUUACAGUCUGCCAAUUGCAAUCAUGAGAAUAUUGACACCUCUCUUGAUAAAAAUUCAAUAAAUUUAUCAUUUUAAUAGGAGAAUUUUGCACGAUAUGCAAAUUCACAAAUGCUUCCUAAAAAUAAGAAAGUUGUUUCAGAGCUUACAUAUCAAUUGUCUUAGACAUCAUAAAGAUCUGAUUUAAAUCAAAAUUAGGAGAACAAGCUUUAUUAAUCAGCUGAAAUCGAUACAUCUUACUUUUUAAGGACUGGUUUGGAAGGAAUUAAAUAAUAAAAGAAACAUUAAUCAGUUGGGAGAACUUCAAUUUAAGUAAACUAUCAAAACCAGCCAAGUCAGAAUUUUGAAAGUAAAACUCAAAAAUAUGAAAUCGAUCUUGAUAGAAUAAAAAAAUUGCUCAAAGAUUAAAAUGAAUCUUAGAAAUUAAUACUUCUUUAGGGUAGUACGAAGGAUAUAAAAGCUAAUUAGUUUGAGAAUUUCUACUCUACAUUAGCUUUAAUGCCAGAAGGCACUACAGAAAAUACGCAGAAUAGUAUGAUUCAUUCUAAUAACUAGACCUAAUAAAUUUUAAGUAGGCCUAAGAAGAAUAUGCAAGAAUAAAGAAGAGCAAAUAGUAAUGAUUUGAGAAAUAACAUAAUUAAUACUAACGAAGAUGAUUUAGAUAACAGCAUAAACUAAAGGAAUUUGUUAUUAAUUGAGAAUUAAAAGCUUAAUCAACAGAAAAUGCAUUAGUAUAACAUCAAUCUAGCUAAGGAAAAAAGAAUGAAAAGAUAAAAUCCUCAAAGCAAUGGAUUAAUUGAGUCACGUUCUAAUUAUGCAGAUCCUAAAUAAAGAAUAAAUAUUAUCAGGGAAUAACUAAAUAUGUUUGAAGAGGGAAAGAAAAAGUUUGAAAAAGUAUUAAAAAUAUGCAGAAUAUCAAGCAUGACUCCAGAAUAACCUCUUUUUCAAAGGAACGAGCAGAAUGUUAGAGAAUACAAAUAAAAAUUAAGCAAAGAUAAAAAAUAAAAUAUUUAUCAUAAAAAAUAUUAAAUUUAUGAUUUUCCUACAGAUAAGUAAAGUGAAAUGUUUUAUGAUAAUAAGAGUAGGAUGGAUUCAGACGUUUCAACCAAUUCUAUGUUUGAUUACAGAAAAAUGAACUUCAAAUAAUUUUAAUAAAAUUAGUAAAAUAAUUAAACAAAUGACUAGACUUAAACACAAAUGCUAUAAAUAUAAUAAGAAAGGUAAUAAUAUAAUUUUCUUUUCCAAAAAGAAAAGAGCAACCUUUAAGAAGAAAUAAACAACCAACAAUAUUAAGAAGCAAAUAAACUCCCAAGACUUUAAAAUAUCAACUCAAAAUAAAGAGUUGCAAAAAAUAAAGCCUCAUAAAGAAAUAAAAUAUGCUUUCCCUUAAAUGAGUAUUACUUAAAAAAUUCCUCUCCUUCCUCUUUAGCGAAUAAGUUAGAUAUAAAUAAAAUUUUUCCACAAAAGAAAUAAAUUAUCAGAUCUAGUGAUGUUUCUUGA
This is a messenger RNA of Tetrahymena thermophila SB210, 1806 nucleotides long. RefSeq lists its product as hypothetical. The record is from RefSeq and is a predicted model, not a curated record. The transcript is spliced from 2 exons. NCBI's taxonomy places the organism in Eukaryota, Ciliophora, Oligohymenophorea, Hymenostomatida, Tetrahymenidae.